Messenger RNA from Brassica napus (rape), 965 nucleotides. Its product is annotated as protein RER1B-like. NCBI's taxonomy places the organism in Eukaryota, Viridiplantae, Streptophyta, Magnoliopsida, Brassicales, Brassicaceae. The transcript is spliced from 3 exons. Gene Ontology annotation, biological process: retrograde vesicle-mediated transport, Golgi to endoplasmic reticulum; protein retention in ER lumen. The record is from RefSeq and is a predicted model, not a curated record. Bases 442 to 840 code for a protein of 132 amino acids. Gene Ontology annotation, cellular component: Golgi membrane.
UACACGUGUCCCCUUACUCUGCUCUUUUUCUCUCUCUAUCUCUCCUCCCUCGCUCUCUCUCAAUCUCUCCUCGCUCGCGCCAUCAUCUCCCAUGGCGGAAACAAGGGUCGAAAUCUCAGAUCAUGUGGGUGGUGAGGUCUCUCUGACGGACUCGGAGGUUUGUUCAUCUGAUCUGUGCUAUUUUCUUUUGUUGCCACUGUGUUCCAUCUGAUCUGAUUGUGUGGAUAACUGCCACUUCUUCGUCGAGGAGUGAGGAGGUCUCCUUUUGGGUCAGCAGAGAAGCUCUCAUUCACUAUCCAGAUUCCUCCGUAAGUUGUUCGAACCUCUGAUCUCUCGAAAUCAAUUUAGUGAGGUUGUUUAGCUAAGAGAUGAUUCAUUUAUAGCCCUUCUCUAAAGAUGUAAUUUUUAUUCUAUCUCUAUUAGGUUUUUCAAGAAUCGCAAAUGGACGGAAGCGGCGGCGGUGGUGACGGUGGUGGUUCCAUAGCCACGGUGGCGGUUGAUCCUGAGCUCGACCUCUCCUCUGAUGCUGGAGCUUCUCUCCCUACUCGAGGCUCUGAUGAGUUCAAGCCUUUUAUCCGCCGUCUCCCCGAGUUCAAAUUCUGGUACUCCAUGACUAAGGCCUUCUGCAUAGCUUUCCUCAUGACGUUCUUCUCGGUCUUUGAUGUCCCUGUCUUCUGGCCUAUUCUGCUUUGCUACUGGGUCGUUCUCUUUUUCCUCACCAUGAGACGCCAAAUCUCCCACAUGAUCAAGCACAAGUACAUCCCUUUCAGCAUCGGUAAACAGAAAUAUAGUGGCCGUAGAUCUUCUGCGAGUAGCGGUGGUGCCUCUCGUGCGGAUUGAUUCUGAUUAUUAGUUCCAGUUUGUUUCAUGUUGCUCUCUGUUAGUUCCCUCGGAAGUACCUCUUCUGUAAAUAUGAUUCAUUUCUACUUCAAACCGAACUCAUUCUCUUUGUUUUUUGUUUCGUU